Molecule: messenger RNA, 1657 nt
Organism: Triticum aestivum (bread wheat)
Lineage: Eukaryota; Viridiplantae; Streptophyta; Magnoliopsida; Poales; Poaceae
Product: casein kinase II subunit alpha-2
Exons: 10
Coding region: 78-1223 (381 amino acids)
Biological process (GO): peptidyl-serine phosphorylation; peptidyl-threonine phosphorylation; regulation of cell cycle
Cellular component (GO): cytosol; protein kinase CK2 complex; nucleus
Molecular function (GO): ATP binding; protein serine/threonine kinase activity
Source: RefSeq, a predicted model, not a curated record
ACCUAAUCUCUCCCUCCUCCACCCACCCACCCCCCAGCCGGAAACCCUAGCCCGCCGUCGCUGCCGGCGAUGGCCGCAUGAGCGAUGCCCCUCCGAGGAAGCGCCCGCCAGCCAGCUCCGUAGCUCGAGCAGCCGCCGCCGUCGUCGUAGCCGCCCUCGCGUCCUCCUUCGUCGCCCUGUCCCCUCGCUGCGCUCCGGCCGACGCGGGAUCCAGGCCCGGCAUGUCGAAGGCGAGGGUCUACACCGACGUCAACGUGGUGCGCCCCAAGGAGUACUGGGACUAUGAGGCGCUCACCGUACAGUGGGGUGAGCAGGAUGACUAUGAAGUUGUCAGGAAAGUUGGAAGAGGUAAAUAUAGUGAAGUGUUUGAAGGCUUCAGUGUUAACAAUAGCGAGAAAUGUGUCAUUAAGAUACUCAAGCCCGUAAAGAAAAAGAAGAUUAAAAGGGAGAUAAAAAUACUUCAGAACCUCUGUGGAGGUCCAAAUAUCAUCAAGCUGCUCGAUAUUGUCAGGGAUCAACAUUCGAAAACUCCCAGCUUGAUCUUCGAAUAUGUCAACAACACAGAUUUUAAAGUGCUCUAUCCCACGUUGACAGAUUAUGAUAUUCGCUACUACUUAUACGAGCUACUAAAGGCAUUAGAUCACUGCCAUUCACAAGGCAUUAUGCAUCGAGAUGUCAAGCCGCAUAAUGUUAUGAUUGAUCAUGAUCUUCGAAAACUUCGUUUGAUAGACUGGGGCCUCGCGGAGUUUUACCAUCCAGGCAAGGAAUACAAUGUCCGUGUUGCUUCAAGGUAUUUCAAGGGACCUGAACUUCUAGUUGAUUUGCAAGAUUAUGAUUAUUCUCUGGACAUGUGGAGCCUUGGGUGCAUGUUUGCUGGGAUGAUCUUCCGCAAGGAGCCAUUCUUCUAUGGCCAUGAUAACCACGACCAACUCGUGAAAAUUGCAAAGGUACUUGGAACAGACAGCCUGAAUGCUUACUUAAAGAAGUACCACCUUGAGCUUGACCCUCAGCUUGAACAUCUUGUUGGAAGGCACAGUAGAAAACCCUGGUCAAAGUUCAUUAAUGCUGAUAACCAGCAUCUAGUAUCUCCUGAGGCCAUAGAUUUUCUCGAUAAGCUUCUUCGCUAUGAUCACCAAGAUAGGCUCACUGCCCGUGAAGCUAUGGCGCAUCCAUACUUCCUUCAAGUGAGAGCAGCGGAGAACAGCAGGGCACGGCCACAAUGACAUUCAGUGUGAACCCUGCAAAGUGGAGCAGUUGAUGAUUGUUACUGAUCAUCGCAUGAUGGAACUAUUACAAUGGCAACUUGGUCCAACUAUCCGUCCUAUGACUGAGAUGAUGGUCUGAGUCGCUGUGCGUGGACAACCCAGAAAGAGCUUGUAACCUUGUAUCUGUAAACUUCAGAGCAGACUGUGUAUACUCCAGUGACAGUGGUUGAUGAAUGUGGCGACAUGCAUAUCACCAUUUCUGUAACAGGGUAAGUGAAUUGUCUACAUUGGGCAGUCCUAAGAUCCAACAGUAUUGGAGUUGCAACAGUGAAAUGUAUGGGUUAUUUUUAUUGGGAUUAAUCUGUGUUCUUGAAAUACAAAUGUGUAACAUUAAAGACGAGUGUUUAUUUGGAAUUAUCAAACAUCAGUGGAAAAACCAGUAUGCGUUGAUA